GUCUACACUCUACAGUACAGUACAGUGCUGGUUAUACACUACACAGCAUCAAUGGCCAUUGAAACUCUAGUGUUGGGGGCGGGUCAAGAGGUUGGGAAGAGCUGCGUGAUUGUUAGCAUAAACGGUAAACGAAUCAUGUUCGAUUGCGGAAUGCACAUGGGCUAUUUGGACCGUCGUCGAUACCCUGAUUUUAGUCUCAUCUCUCACUCUGGUGAUUUCGACGCUGCACUCUCUUGCAUCAUCAUCACUCACUUUCACUUGGAUCAUGUUGGAGCGUUAGCUUACUUCACCGAAGUUUGCGGGUACAGUGGACCGGUUUAUAUGACGUACCCAACAAAAGCUUUGGCUCCUUUGAUGUUGGAAGACUACCGCAAGGUAAUGGUUGAUCGUCGGGGCGAGGAAGAGCAGUUUAGUGCUGAUCAUAUUGCUGAGUGCAUGAAGAAAGUUAUUGCUGUAGACCUGAGGCAGACUGUGCAAGUAGACAAAGACCUGCAGAUACGUGCCUAUUAUGCAGGACAUGUUAUUGGAGCAGCAAUGUUCCAUGCAAAAGUGGGAGACACUGAAAUGGUUUAUACAGGAGACUACAAUAUGACACCAGAUAGACACCUAGGAGCAGCUCAAAUCGAUCAACUACGACUUGACCUUCUUAUAACUGAAUCCACGUAUGCGACUACAAUACGUGAUUCAAAAUAUGCUCGUGAGAGGGAAUUCCUCAAAGCUGUUCAUAAAUGUGUUUCCGGUGGAGGAAAGGUGCUUAUUCCUACAUUCGCUCUUGGAAGAGCCCAGGAACUAUGUAUUUUGUUGGAUGACUACUGGGAACGCAUGAAUUUGAAGGUUCCUAUCUACUUCUCAGCAGGAUUAACUAUUCAAGCUAAUAUGUAUUAUAAGAUGCUUAUUAGGUGGACAAGCCAGAAGAUUAAAGAUACAUACUCUACACAUAAUGCAUUUGAUUUUAAGAAUGUUCACAAAUUUGAAAGGAAUAUGAUAGAUGCUCCUGGUCCUUGUGUUCUUUUUGCCACGCCUGGGAUGAUAAGUGGUGGAUUUUCACUUGAAGUUUUUAAGCACUGGGCACCGUCAGAAAAUAACCUUGUCACUUUGCCUGGGUAUUGUGUGGCUGGAACAAUAGGACAUAAAUUAAUGUCAGGUAAGCCCACCAAAAUUGACCUGGAUCCUGAUACACAAAUAGAUGUGCGUUGCCAGGUUCAUCAGUUGGCUUUUAGUCCUCACACCGAUUCUAAAGGGAUAAUGGAUCUUGUAAAAUUUCUCUCCCCGAAGCAUGUUAUACUAGUGCAUGGCGAGAAGCCUAAGAUGGCUUCUCUUAAAGAAAGAAUUCAUUCUGAACUGGGGAUUCAGUGUUAUGAUCCUGCAAAUAACGAAACUGUAUGCAUUCCUUCCACUCACUAUGUAAAAGCAGAAAUCUCUGGCACUUUCACUCGCUACUGCUUAAAUCCGAACUUCAAGUUUCAGAAAUGCAGUUCGCUUCAAGUUGAAGAUGAAAGAGUAGCAGAAGGAGUUUUGGUUGUGGAAAAAAGCAAAAAGGCAAAGAUUGUACACCAGGAUGAGCUUUUGCUCGUGUUGGGUGAAAAGAAUCUCGAGUUUUAGUUUGCAUAUUGUUGUCCGGUACAUAUUGGUAAUGGAUAGCUUAAUUGACAAGUGCUCUCGGCUCCAAUUCUUAUCUUCAAAACUUUUUGGUAGUGACUUAUCAGGAGGAAACACGAUCUUGGAGAACAUAUGCAAAUGUAAUCAUUUCAUGCAUCUCCCUUGUGAAGCAUUAUUGUUCUUGCAGGAUUCAGGAAAACUCUGUAUAGCAUUUUAUUUCUGCUGUCUUUGGUCAGCAGUGAACAAGAAGCUUGCAAGGAAACUAUUUUCAGCAAUGUAGAGCAUAAAUAUUUGGCCCAUAUAUUUAUGUCAGAGCUCUGAAGCAUGUACAUUAAUCAACACAACGAUUUGAUAGAAGGAGAAUCAGUUUAAACAGAACAACAUCAUUCUACUUUUCUUUGCAGGGAGUUUGAUUUGAGAAUAGACUUAUACUCACACAUUGAGCGAAUGGUGGAAACGGAUUCCAACGGGUGAGUUGAUGACAUUGUUCAGGAAUUUGGUAGUUUCUUGCUGUCUGUUUUAGGCUUUAACAAGAUUCAGAUACUAUUUACUCUUAAUAUAGCUUCAAGCGCUCAUGAUGCAGGAGAAAGGAAAUUGUUGUGAUUGUUUACGAAUUCUAUACAAUUUUUGUAGCGAUUAUUUUUAUUUAUUUUGUGUUAUUCUGAACAUCUACAUGUUAGCGAAGAAUUAUGGA
Molecule: messenger RNA, 2293 nt
Organism: Gastrolobium bilobum
Lineage: Eukaryota; Viridiplantae; Streptophyta; Magnoliopsida; Fabales; Fabaceae
Product: cleavage and polyadenylation specificity factor subunit 3-II
Exons: 14
Coding region: 52-1602 (516 amino acids)
Biological process (GO): snRNA processing
Cellular component (GO): nucleus
Source: RefSeq, a predicted model, not a curated record